This is a messenger RNA of Prinia subflava (tawny-flanked prinia), 3555 nucleotides long. It is a transcript of the gene USP43, whose product is annotated as ubiquitin specific peptidase 43. The record is from RefSeq and is a predicted model, not a curated record. Gene Ontology annotation, biological process: protein deubiquitination. Gene Ontology annotation, molecular function: cysteine-type deubiquitinase activity. NCBI's taxonomy places the organism in Eukaryota, Metazoa, Chordata, Aves, Passeriformes, Cisticolidae. Bases 1 to 2949 code for a protein of 982 amino acids. The transcript has 16 exons.
AUGGCUCACCCCUGGUGGUACUGUGGAGGGCUGGGGCAGCCGGCUGAUGCUGCGGUGUCCGGGGUGAUGCUGGGGACACCGGGGCAGGCGGGGCACGGCCGCCCGUGCCGCCAGCGGCACCUCCCCGCUCCCCCCCCUCCUCCUCCGCUCCCUCUUCCUCCUCCUCCCGUCUCCCUCUCCCGAGCCAGCCCGGCCGGGGGAGGAGCCGUCCGCGCACAAAACCUCCCGCCCGGCCCCUCCGGGCCCCGCACCGGCACCGGCACCGGCGGCGCCCAGCGCCCGCCCCGGGCCAUGCGCGCCGCGGCGGGGCCGGGGCCGGCGGGGCCGGGCCUGGCGGGGCGGCUGCUCCGCACCUGGGCGCGCCUGGCCGGGGGGCGCGGGGGGCGCCGCGCCGCCCCCGAGGACGACGAGGGCGGGUUCCGGGGGGGGUCGCGGCGGCGGCUCGGCGGGGCGGCCCCGGCGGCGGCUGCGGGGGGCGAUGCGGGGGGCGAUGCAGGCGGCGGGGAGCGGCCGCCGGGCGCGCAGGGGCUGCGGAACCACGGCAACACCUGCUUCAUGAACGCCGUGGUGCAGUGCCUGAGCAACACGGCGCCGCUGGCCGAGCGCCUGGCGCUGGGCCGGUACCGCGCCCGCGGCGAGGUCACGCACCGCCUGGCGGCCCUGGUCCGCGCGCUCUGGACCCGCGACUACACCCCGCAGCUCUCCGCAGAGUUCAAGAACAUCGUCUCCAAGCACAGCUCCCAGUUUCGGGGCAAUGCUCAGCACGAUGCACUCGAGUUCCUGCUCUGGCUGCUGGACCGAAUGCAUGAGGACCUGGGCGCCGCCUCCCCCACCCAGCAGAGCCGCGGCCCCACGCAGCCUGGCAAGGAUGGCAGCAGCAGUGCCAGCAGGUCUCCCCCAGGCACCCAGCACCCUCGUGGGCAGAGCUUCGUGCAGAGCCACUUCCAGGCCCAGUACAGGUCCUCCUUGACGUGCCCUCACUGCCUGAAGCAGAGCAACACCUUCGACCCCUUCCUGUGCAUCUCCCUGCCCAUCCCGCUGCGCCAGACCAGGGCUCUGAACGUCACGCUGGUGCUGCAGUGCGAGCGCUGGCGUUUCGUGCGGGUGGGCCUGGCCGUGCCGCUGCUGGGCACCGUGGCCGACCUGCGGGAGAUGGUGGCGCGGGAGGGCCGCGUCCCGCCGGAGCAGGUGAUCCUGGCCGAGCUGUCCCCGCGGGGCUUCCUGCGCUCCCUGGCCGACCCCGAGGCGCUGGCGGCGGCCGGCGAGGCCGCGCCCGUCUACGCCUUCGAGCCGCCGCCCGCCCGCCGCGCAGGGUGUCCGCGCAGCCUCCCUGCGUCCCCCGCAGCACCGCAGCCAGAGGGGCCGCGCCUGCUGCCCAGCACCGCCCGCUCCUCCGACUGCCUGCACCGCGCGCCGGGUGGCCGCAUCCUGCUGCUGCUCUGCAACACGGCAGGCACAGGGCUGCAGCUUGCCAGGUUUGGGCCGCCGCUGGUGCUGCGGGAGGAGCGCGGCAUCUCCUGGGAGCAGCUCCAGCAGAACAUCCUGGCCCAGCUGAGAGGGGUGCUGCGGGGAGAGGUCUGGCCACAGGGCACAGGAGCCCUUUUCCGGAUCCGCCUGGCUGAGGGCAUGGCCCCCUGCACCUACCUGUCCCCUCAGGAUCCCCAUCCUCUCUGCCACCCUGCCAUUGACAGGGCCCUGCUGCUGAGCGGGGCCGGGGGCCCUCCCCAUGUGAGGCUGACGGUGGAGUGGGACAUGAGCACCAAAGAGCGGCUGUUUGGGAGCAUCCAGGAGGAGGUGGUGCAGGAUGCGGAGAGUGUGCAGCAGCAGCAGCAGGCGCACGGGCAGCAGCACAGCUGCACCCUGGACGAGUGUUUCCAGCUCUACACCAAGGAGGAGCAGCUGGCUCCGGACGAUGCCUGGCGCUGCCCGCACUGCAAGGUGCCCCAGCAGGGCACAGUGAAGCUCAGCCUGUGGACGCUGCCCGACAUCCUCAUCAUCCACCUGAAGCGCUUCCGGCAGGUGGCCGAGCAGCGGCACAAGCUCACCACGCUGGUGAGGUUCCCGCUGAGGGGGCUGGACAUGGCCCCGCACGUGGCACAGCGGGGCCAGCCCGGGGGACAGCUCCUGGGGCGCUGGGCGCCCUGGCAGCACCCUCUGCGCCUGCCCCCGGGCUGCCCCCGCGACCACCUGUACGACCUGUACGCGGUCUGCAACCAUCACGGCAGCAUGCAGGGCGGCCACUACACUGCGUUCUGCUGCAACGCCCUGGACGGGCGCUGGUACAGCUACGACGACAGCCGGGUGGAGGGGGUGCGCGAGGCCGAGGUGAGCACCCGCAGCGCCUACAUCCUCUUCUACCAGCGCCGCCGCGCCGCCGGCUCUGGCACAGGCUCCGCCGCCUCCGCGGGGCACUGGGUGUUCCGCCUGGCUGCCUCCGAGCCCCGCGCCGACCCCCGCACCGACCCCGACCCCUCGGGCUCUGUCGCCGCCCCGGAGAACGGCGGGUUCGAGGCACGGCCCCCGGUGCGGGGGCUGCAGGGGCUGCACGGUCGCAGCCUCAGCGUCCGGACUGCCCCCGCCGGACCCCCGGGACUGGGGGAGCCGGGCCCCCCCCGCGCCCCUCGACGGCUCCGCCGGGCCGCCAGCGCAGAGGGGACCCCACGCCGGCCGCCCGCGGGCCCCGGCAGCCCCGGGGCAGCGGUGCCGCAGGGGGACGCGGGUGUCCCCCCGGGCCGCCGCCCCCCCGGCCCCUCGGUGUUGGGGCGGUCGCGGAGCUCAGCCAGCCUCCCCCCCCGACCCGAGGGGGCACUGCGCAGAUCCGCCUCGCUGGGCAGGGGCGCAGGGGGACCUCCCCUGGCUGCCCGGGGUUCCUCCGGGGCCACCCUGCAGCGGGGUCGGCAGACCCCCGUGCCCCUGCGCCCCUUGGCCGUGCCCGAGUCCAGCUUCUGAGCCAUGGAUGGGGAGGCAUCGCCUCCCAUCAGCUGUACUGCAGGUCCUGAAUGGAUCGGGGAGCUCCCCAACUGGGGCUGUCCCACUGCAAGGGUGCCUGAACAAGGGACCCCAAACCAGGAUCAUCCUGGCGGGGGGCAUCCUGAGCUGGGGGUUCCCAACCCAGGGACUUCUGAGCCAGGGACAAAGCAAAGCAGGGUAUCCUGACCCAGAGGCUCCCAAAUGGAAUCCUGACAUGGGGGCUCCUGCCUAACCCGGGGCACCCCAGAUCCUGAUCCAGAAGCAUUCCAAACCAGGAGCAUCCCUAGCUGGGGGUUUCAGAUCUGGGCUCAUCCCGAAGUGGUGGCUCUGAACCCGGGAGUCUCCCAGCGUGGGGCCAUCCCAAACAGGGCAGGUGCGUGCAGGGUCCCCAGCUCUGCCACACCAGAGUAUUUAUUGUACCAGGAGAAUUUUAUUCAGAUACGCUUUUUGUUUUCUAAAAGGCGACUAUUUGGGGGUGGGGGGUCGCCCACACCUCUGUCUAUGCAAUCCCCGAUUCCUGCAGCCAGCUUUUGUACGGGGCUCUACCCCACCGCCGGCAGUUUCUAUUAAAGACACGUGAAACAA